Solanum dulcamara is the source of this 1296-nucleotide messenger RNA. RefSeq lists its product as uncharacterized. Lineage: Eukaryota; Viridiplantae; Streptophyta; Magnoliopsida; Solanales; Solanaceae. Bases 562 to 1074 code for a protein of 170 amino acids. The record is from RefSeq and is a predicted model, not a curated record. The transcript is spliced from 3 exons.
GUAGAGCUAAUUGCAAAGGCAUGUUUUGUUUUGUUUUGUUUUCUUCUUCUUUCUUGAGGUCCUUUUCUUGGUUCUAAUUUUCUAUCAUGACCUAUUUCUAGGGGGUAAUAUUAUUGGCUGGCAGUUUCUUCUAAGACUUUGUUAUAAGCUGAACAUAUUGUUUGACUGGUUUAUUACUAUGGGAACCUAGAAAAGGAAAGGAGGAAAAUAAGGAAGAGCUUGAAUUUCUUGAAAUAUUUUAAGAUGAAAUAUCAGAAAGAUGGCAACAUUAUGGGUCAUAAUGAAUGGAAGGAGAUUCCACUUUAUUUAUGUUCCAUGAUUUUGUUGUUAUUUAAGAUUAAAGGUGCCUGCACACUCUAGGUUCUUGAUGGACUGAAAAUUGAAGAACUUAAAAUAUAUAUUCUUGUUGGCUAAGGAACAAAUAACUCUUAUAUAGUACAUUCAAUUGUCAUCAGGCUCUAAAAUCCACUAUUCAUUGUUUCUGCCAACAUUUUUGUUCAAAAAUUCAAUUCCAGAUUUUGAUUCUAUAAAGGAAAAGUAAUUUACUUGAUUUAUUAAGACAUGGCUUUGGCCUUUACCCCUUUGUCAUGGUGGCUUUGGAGUGGAAAGCAUCAAGAACCUAAAAUCUCGAAAGGGACUUCUGUAAAUUCAUCACCUGAUUUGAGUUUGUUUGAAUUGGAUACUUUGAAGUUAACUCUUGAUAGGAGAAGGAAUAUGGCCUCCUCAUCUAGAAAAGUUAAGCGAAAAUGGGAGAGCCGAGAGGAGCGGAAGAUAGAUAGGGAGUAUGAUAUUGUUCUUGUACCAUCGGAUGGCGGAUGUGUUUCAGGGUCUGAGUCUGAUGAUUCGGACUGGUCCGUUGGAUGGUUGGAGCCUCAUGGGCCUGGAUUCCAGAGUGAUGAUGAUAGAGAUGAUAGUUUUGCUGUACUAGUUCCUUGCUAUGGACGGGGGCGCACAAAUUUGGAAGAUAAUGCGCAGGACAAGUUUAUGCAGACCAUUGGAAACUUCAGGGAUAUACAUGCUUCUGGGAAUAAGAAGUUUAUGGAACAGUGGCUCUCAUCUUUGCGGUAUAGCUGAAAUGCUGCAGUGGCUCCGUUGAUUUGAUCUCUUUUCUCCAGAUUCUUUGUUGCGGUGGAUCAAACACUAAUCUGUUUUUUGUUACAUAUUACAAGCCUAAAUAUGGACUUAGGAGUAAAUAAAAAGUUAGCUGUAAAAAAAUAAAAAUCGUCUAGGGACUCCCGGUACCUUGUGUGUCUUGUGUUUUUCAGAAUUAUUUGUAUCCUCUACUUUGUCUCUUGA